AUGGUCCACAGCGACAAGGACUCCGGAGAUUCUGGCAUCCAUUCUCCGGAUAACCUUUCGUCGUCGCCAAGAAAGAGCUCUCCGUCAAAUUCGUCACGGAUUACUGGAUCGCCAAGAGAUUUGUCGCCUCUUCUGUUACAAGAGCUAGCAUGCAUGAACGUAAGAGAAGUGGCUGCCCGACCGGGAAUCGGUCAAAUUGGGCGACCUAUCGCGAUACGCUCAAAUUUCUUCGAAAUCGAUCUGUCUAGUUCAAAUAUGAUGGUUGUGCAAUAUCACGUAGAGGUGCAUCAUCCUGGCAGUCGCAAACUUGACCGUGACGAAAAUCGAGCCAUAUUCUGGAAAGUCGUCGCUGAUCACCCAGUGAUCUUCUCCAACAAAUUUGCCGUUGCUUUUGACGGCGCGCAUCAACUCUACACUCCAUAUCGCCUAGAGUUUCCUGAGAAACGAAAUUCUAUGAGGUUAGAAGCAGAUGUACCGCUAGCAAAAGAUUCUCGAGAGCGCACUCCAUGCGCAGUAUCAUUUCAGUGUGUUGGACCAGUUCUCAUCGAAAUGCGUCGAACGCGCACAAAUAAUUUAGACGAAAGGGUACUGACCCCUAUUCAAAUUCUGGACAUCGUCUGUCGUCAAAGUCUCACUUGUCCAUUUAUCGACAAUUCCGCAAACUUCUAUUCGUGGAAGUCGUCUUGCUAUCGUAUCCCUAUUAAUGGAGCACUGGCCCUCGAUUUAGAAGGUGGUAAGGAAAUGUGGACUGGCUUUUUCUCCUCCGCACAUGUUGCGAGUGGAUGGAAGCCGUUACUCAAUAUUGACGUUGCACACACUGCCUUCUACAAAGCAAAAAUUUCUAUGGUUCAAUUUAUGUGCGACGUUUUAAACGAACGCGCUGGUGCAUACCGUAACCAGUCAUCUACAACGCGCAACAGUUACGGUAACACAAGCCAGCCCGGUAGAACUUACGGGGCCACAAGGGGUGGCGCCGCAGCGAGCACUGGUCGAGGAGGAUAUCAUACUUAUCCGACAAGAACCACACACUCCGCGCCACAACGACAUGAAGAAUCGUCCGGGAUGUUGUCGCCAAGCACACUUUACAAGGAGUUCUCGCUGUCAAAUCAUGAGAUGAAGAUAUUAGCAGAAGCUGUAAAAGGAAUCAAAAUACGGAUUUCACACAGAAAAGGGGCUGUACGAGUGUAUCGUGUCAAUAGUCUUCAAAUGCCAGCUGAUCAGCUGACAUUCAAAGGCGUGACGGAAGAUGGACGUGAAACGAUAAAAUCAGUAGCUCAAUAUUUUGCAGAAAAGUACGCUGAACUGCGCUUUCCCAAACUACCGUGUCUACAUGUUGGUCCGCCCACUCGGAACAUCUUUUUCCCACUUGAAGUAUGCGAAAUGGAUACCCCACAAAAAUACAACAAGAAACUCAGUGAAAAGCAAACAAGUUCCAUCAUAAGAGCAGCUGCAGUUGACGCCUCACAACGGGAAGAGCGCAUCGCUCAACUCUGCCAGCAAGCUGGUUUCGACCGUGACCCAUUCCUGAAAGAGUUCGGACUUUCUGUCUCCCCCAGGAUGUUCGAAACAAUGGCUAGGGUCAUUCAACCACCGCAGAUUAUGUUUGGAGAUAAUUCAAAGAUGGUGGAUCCUAUAGUACAUCCUAAAGAUGGUGCGUGGUCUAUGGAUAACCAAACCCUCUACCUUCCAGCCACAUGUGGCAGUUACUCUAUGAUCGCCUUAGUGAAUCCAAGAGAUCAGAAUCUCCUCCAAGGUUUUUGUCAAGCGCUCUACGCCAAAGCCACCCAGAUGGGCAUGGACUUCCCGAAAUGGCCUGAUCUCGUCAAAUAUGGGCGUGGUCGUGAUGAUGUAGUGAUGUUGUUCAACGAGAUCGCUAACGAGUACAAGCAAACCAGCACAAGCUGUGAUCUAGUGAUCGUAGUUCUGCCUGGAAAGAACUCGGAUAUCUACAUGACGGUCAAGGAGAGCUCAGACAUGAUUCACGGGAUUAUGUCGCAAUGUGUGCUGAUGAAAAACGUUCAGCGUCCAUCACCGGCAACUUGCUCGAAUAUUAUCCUUAAAGUCAACAUGAAACUUGGCGGUAUCAAUAGCCGUAUUGUUGCUGACAAUAUCACACACAAGUAUAUCAUCGACCAACCAACAUUAGUAGUUGGAAUUGACGUCACACAUCCAACUCAGGCAGAAGAACGCAUGAAUAUUCCAUCGGUGGCAGCGAUUGUUGCCAAUAUCGAUCUGCUUCCACAGUCAUAUGGUGCCAACGUCAAGGUGCAAAGAAAAUGUCGAGAAUCUGUAGUGUAUCUGCUCGAUGCAAUCAGAGAACGACUGGUAUCCUUUUACAGGAAUACAAAUCAAAAACCCACUCGUAUCAUUGUCUAUCGAGAUGGAGUGUCCGAAGGACAAUUUGCAGAGGUUCUGAGAGAAGAAAUACAGGGAAUUCGCUCCGCAUGUAUGAUCCUAUCGCCCGACUAUCGUCCACCAAUUACCUAUGUUGUUGUCCAAAAACGUCAUCACGCACGAAUGUUCUGCAAAUACAGCACCGAUAUGGUCGGCAAAGCUCGAAAUAUACCACCGGGAACUACAGUAGAUACAGGGAUCGUCUCACCAGAAGGAUUCGACUUCUAUCUAUGCUCUCACUACGGUGUACAAGGGACUUCCCGCCCAGCUCGAUACCACGUGUUAUGGGACGACAACAAUUUCAGUGCUGAUGAGAUGCAAGCGAUCACUUAUGGGAUGUGCCACACUUACGGGCGUUGUGCACGCUCAGUUUCAAUUCCGGCUCCUGUAUAUUACGCGGAUCUGGUAGCAACCAGAGCUCGAUGUCACAUUAAAAGGAAACUCUCGUUCUCGGUUAACCACGUUCUAUCACUUCAUUCCUAUUUCACUGAAUCUCCUGCCCACAAUAUGAGUGGUGUUCACGAAUCCGAUGGACUGUCCGAAACCGGCUCUGUGAUCUCGUCGUUAUCGUCCUUAAUGUCCGUUGGUCGUCCACGGAGGCGUCGUGAAUUUGAAGCCGGUGAUAUCAACGCGAAUCAAUCGAACUCGGACGCUGCACUACAGGAGUGUGUCUCCGUAACCGACAAAUUCAAAAGCCGCAUGUAUUUCAUCUGA
Necator americanus (New World hookworm) is the source of this 3108-nucleotide messenger RNA. RefSeq lists its product as uncharacterized. Gene Ontology annotation, biological process: regulatory ncRNA-mediated post-transcriptional gene silencing. Gene Ontology annotation, molecular function: single-stranded RNA binding; protein binding; RNA endonuclease activity. The transcript is spliced from 23 exons. NCBI's taxonomy places the organism in Eukaryota, Metazoa, Nematoda, Chromadorea, Rhabditida, Ancylostomatidae. The record is from RefSeq and is a predicted model, not a curated record. Bases 1 to 3108 code for a protein of 1035 amino acids.